GAAAUCUGCUCGGCGGUGGACAGCUCCUUCUCGCACUUUCAUUUUCUCCAAACCGAAUUUUGCUUUGCUUUAAGUUUCUUUUCCCCGACUUUAGUCCACCUGCGUUUGGGGGAAAAAACAAGCCGCGCCCUGCUCGCUUCGGUUUCGUUUUCUUGGAGGGAGCAGUGAAGACAGACCCAGGACAAGCAUUCAAGAAGAGGCAACGCCAAGAGGCCCAGCAGCCGCUCCUUGGCACCGGGGCUUUUGAAGAAGGGUGAACAUUAACAAAGUCUUUUAGAGGUAAAUGUCAAGGCUUCGUGGCCGGCGUGUCACUCCUUCUGGAAGACGCAGUCGAGGACUUUGUAAAGAAAACUCUUCAGACGAGGAGAUGAGUGACCCACUGAGACCCCAGGGUUUUUCCCCCAACUAUCAGCCAAGUGGGCCUUUUGGCCUACCACAGUUCCCAGGGGGGAUUAAACUGGCUGCACCCAAUGUAUUUGGUCCAAUGAAAAAUGAAGGCAUUACUUUUAACACACUAUUCCUGCAAAAGGAGAAUUCAAAUCACCCGCUAGAAGAAAACCAAGCAAACAAGAAGCCAGAAAACACUUUAUACAACCAGUAUGAAGAGAAGAUCCGUCCUUGCAUUGACCUCAUUGACUCUUUGAGAGCUUUAGGCGUGGAAAAGGACUUGGCGCUGCCUGAAAUUGCUGUGAUUGGAGAUCAGAGUUCUGGGAAGAGUUCUGUUCUAGAAGCAUUGUCUGGAGUUGCUCUUCCAAGGGGCAGUGGCAUUGUUACCAGAUGUCCCUUAGCACUCAGGCUGAAGAAACUACCUGCUGAUCAUAUGUGGAAAGGGAAAAUCAAUUAUCUGGGAAAUGAUAUGGAACUCUCAAAUCCUUCACAAGUUGAAAAAGAAAUAAGAAGUGCUCAAAACAAAUUAGCUGGUGAAGGAGUUGGAAUUAGUGAUAAAUUAAUUAGCCUGGAAAUUAGUUCUCCAGAUGUUCCAGACUUGACACUGAUUGAUCUGCCAGGGAUUGCAAGAGUAGCAGUUGGUAACCAGCCAACAAAUAUUGGAGAACAGAUCAAAAAGCUUAUUAAAAAUUUUAUUGAUAAGGAAGAGACAGUAAAUUUAGUGGUGGUUCCAUGUAAUGUUGAUAUAGCCACAACCGAGGCAUUGAAGAUGGCUCAGGAGGUGGAUCCAGAAGGAGAAAGAACACUUGGAAUCCUGACAAAGCCUGAUUUGAUAGACAAAGGAACUGAGGGGACUGUGGUGAAAAUACUGAGAAACAUGGUCAUCCCCCUGAAAAAGGGAUAUAUGAUUGUGAAAUGCCGAGGUCAGCAAGACAUCCAAUCUAACCUGCCACUGGCCUCUGCAAUCCAGAAGGAGAAAUCAUUUUUUGAGAAUCAUAAAUGUUUUGCAAUGCUUCUACAAGAAAAAAGAGCCACGGUUCCCUUAUUGGCUGAGAAACUUACAAAUGAACUUGUGCAUCAUAUUAGAAGAUCUUUGCCCACUUUAGAAGAGCAAAUAAAUUAUCAGCUUCAAAAAGCAAACGACGAAAUACGCAGAUAUGGCAAAAAUGUGCCAAAUGCAGAAGGCGAGAGGCUAUAUUUUUUAACAAAUAAAAUCCAACUGUUUAAUACAGACAUCAACAGUUCAGUUCAAGGAGAAGAAAAAUUGUCUGAUAACGAUACCAGGCUGUGCACCAAAAUUCGUAAAGAAUUUCAGAAAUGGGGCCAGAUUGUUGCUGAGAAUGGCAAAAACAUUGAAAAAUCCCUCCGUCCUGAGGAGUGGAGAUUUGAAAAUCAGUAUCGUGGGCGAGAGCUACCAGGUUUUAUCAAUUACAGAACAUUUGAAAGUUUUGUAAGGAAGCAUAUUAUAGCUCUGGAACAUCCUGCUGUUGAAGUACUAAAUAAAGUGGCUGAAAUAGUGCGUCAAGGAUUCACAGAGGUUGCAAAGGCUGAGUUUGAAGAUUUCCCCCAUCUUUAUCAACAAGCUAAGAAAAUAAUUGAAAGUAUUAAGGAGAAACGAACAGCACAAGCUGAAGGUCUAAUUAGAAUCCAGUUUGAAAUGGAACAGAAGUUAUUUUGCCAGGAUGAUGUCUACAGGAAAGAUCUAAGCAUUAUAAAAGAGAAAACCAAGGAAGGAGAAUCUUUCGUGAUCUUUUCUGGAUCUCUGGAUGGGAAAAAAACUCUAAGCUCCAUGGGCACUGGUAUCAAUUUGGGAGGCAUUCCCACACAGGGAGAUAUUUCCAUCACAGAAAUUACUUAUCAUUUGAAGACAUACUUCAAUAGUGCAGGAGGCCGUUUGUCUUGCCAAAUCCCUCUCAUUAUCCAGUUCUAUGUACUCCAGAAAUAUGGCGACAACCUCCAAAAUGAAAUGCUGCAACUACUUCAACGUAGAGACAUGCUGAGUAUUUUGCUCCAGGAGCGCAAAGAUGCUGCUGAACAGAGGCAGCUUCUGUCUGACCGCAUUCGUCGUCUGACUGAAGCAAGGAGCCACUUGGCCAAAUUUUCUAGUUAAAAAGAUAAUGCAUCACCCAAUGUACUGUUUCUUAAAAGUUAGUGGGCUAAACAGGUAUCUCUUAAAGUAAAGCGGUUCUUAGUUCUAUCCUUUGACAUCUUGUUGGACUAUAACACCCACUUUUCCUCACUAUUGGCUGCAUUGUCUAGGGCUAAUGGGACUUGCAAUCUAGAGUUACUUACAUACCUCCAAGGCACCAAAUCCCCUCUGAUAUUAGAAGCUGAAUAUGAGCAAGCCUGGUUAGUAAUUGGAAGGAAGGCCCCAGGGAAUAACUAAUGCCAUAGGCUAUAUUCAGAUCAAGGCAAUGGCAAACCUCUUUUGACUAAAUCAUGGGAUGAAAACUCUUGGAUAGGGCUCCCCUAAAGACGAGUCAACAUGAGAUGUCAGCGUGGGGGUCAGGGUGCGUGCUGGGUGGGUUUCUCCAAACUCCAUCAAUCAUCUUCUCCAGCACCCUGAUGAAUUGGUGAAUCGGCUGCCUCACCAAUUCCUCUGUUCAGUGUCAGACUCUGAGACAUCUGUAGUCUGAAGUCCAAACAUUUAUUUCAAUAUCUACAUAUUACAAAGCACAGCAAAAGCCAUCGCUCUGAGCUGGCAUUCUUCUAUUUAGCUUCUCGCUCCGGCAGGCACAGCUCAACACUCAGAGAUAAGGAAAAACACAUUCCUCAGUCUGCAGGAAGUCCCUGACCUCCAAGGCCAGAAAGCAUGCCUGAUAGGUCAUAGCAGAUUCAUUACUGAAACACACACUCUUGCCUAACAGCAGAAAACACUUGAUUUACAUUUCAUACACAUACAACCAUAAUCCAAGAUGAGAUACAUCAGUUUUGUCUCUGCCUCUAUAUAGGAGAGCCAGCUAGUUAUAGUGGUUUCAGCAUUGGACUGUGACUCUGGAGACCAGGAUUCAGAUCCUCAGUAGGCUAUGGAAACCUGUGUGACCUUGGACAAGUCACACACACUCAAUCUUAUCAGAAGGCAAAGGCAGAAUCCCAUAAUAGGGUUGCCAUCAGUCAGAAAUUACUUGAAGGCACAAAAUACCAAAUAAGGGGAAAGGAUUCUAUUCUAUACAGGCAUAAAAUAUGCAACCAGAUCCAUUGUAAAAUCAAGUCAGAAGAAAAAUGUAUAUGGGUGAGAAAAAUAAAGUACACAAGUUGUGAUCCUUAUGGACAAAAUAAAAUAGCCACAGUUGCAGAAGCCACUAGGGAUUGUUGGCAAACGAAACCUCCCUAUCGGGAGUGAAAAUUACCUGCUGUAAGACCUCAGUCCUUGUUCAUUUUUUUGUAUUUGUUCAAAGGCAAGGGCUCUACGCACCAAAACCAUUCAGAUCCCCUUCUGUAGGAUAUGUUGAAAUCGUGCAUUUUCUCAGACAAUGUUGGACCCCAUUCCCAACAUUCCUCCCCAUUUGCUUAUGCUCUUACAUUCUACAUUAUAUGCACUUUCUCUGGCCCAGUUCAUUUUUAGAAGCCUACCCAGGUUUUUAUCCAAGUAUGUCUUACUGUAAAUGUGAUUUUAAUAUAUUUUUAUUUGUUUUUAUAUUAUGGUGCUUUUUAUACUGACUGUAUUCACCUGGCCCUGGUCCCAUAUAAGCGGCCCCGAGUCCCUUCGGGGAGAUGGAGGUGGGGUAUAAAAAUAAAGUUAUUAUCAGCCAGCUAAGACAUGCAGACCAACAAAAUUUGCAGCCCUCGUGAUUCUCACCUGUCUAUAGGACUGUAGUUCUUAGUAGAUUUAACCAUAUGAAUUAGCCAGAGAAAGCCAAAAGAUUGUAAAACGUUUAUUUACGGUUUUUUGUAUAAGAUGCAUAUUACAAAUACAAAAUGUUAACUUAAAUGAUCACUAGUUAGCAAAUCUAUAAAAUGCAUGUAUUUGAUUAAAGCAAGCACUCAAUGAUA
This is a messenger RNA of Anolis carolinensis (green anole), 4380 nucleotides long. Its product is annotated as interferon-induced GTP-binding protein Mx1. Gene Ontology annotation, cellular component: microtubule; cytoplasm; membrane. The transcript is spliced from 14 exons. Gene Ontology annotation, biological process: defense response to virus. Gene Ontology annotation, molecular function: GTPase activity; microtubule binding; GTP binding. The coding region runs from base 284 to 2497 and encodes 737 amino acids. The record is from RefSeq and is a predicted model, not a curated record. NCBI's taxonomy places the organism in Eukaryota, Metazoa, Chordata, Lepidosauria, Squamata, Anolidae.